CUUUCAAUAUCCAGGUUAACGUUGGUGUCCUGCUCACAUACCCCAUCCUGAUCUCCAUCGGCACAGUGCUCAGCGUCCCUGGAAAUGCAGCCGUGGAUCUGGUGAAGCACAAAAUGAUCUUCAGCGUGGUGAGGUUGGGAGCCACCAUCAUCAUCUGCAUCGGGUUCCUGCUCAUGCUGCUCCCCGAGGAAUGGGACGAGAUAACCCUGAGGUUCAUCAACAGCCUGAAGGAGCAGAAGAGUGAGGAUCACGCCGACGAGAUCCCAGAGUCCAGCGUACACACGAGGAGCAGGAGCAGAGCUAACGGGACAGUGUCUGUACCACUGGCUUAG
Molecule: messenger RNA, 332 nt
Organism: Manacus vitellinus (golden-collared manakin)
Lineage: Eukaryota; Metazoa; Chordata; Aves; Passeriformes; Pipridae
Product: solute carrier family 35 member F4
Exons: 2
Source: RefSeq, a predicted model, not a curated record